UGUUGCUGUUAUUCAAGUGCUAAUAUAUCUUGGAACAGUUCAGUUUAUUGUGAAGCUUGUAGGUACUCCAUUGGCGUAUAUACUUAACGUGUCUGCACCUGAGGCAAUGAAUGCUUUUGCAAUAUUUUGCUUGGAGGGGCAGAGUCAGGUGCAACAAUUUAUGAGUAUCUCUUCACGAUGCCAACAUCCAGGCUUUUUGCUAUUUGUGUGGGUGGUCUUGCUUCAUGUGCUGGCUCAAACUUAAUACAGUAUAUGGCGUUCGGAGUGCCGCUAAAAUACCUGUUGGCUGCGUCGGCUAUGUCAGCACCUGCAGCAUUAGUAUGUGCUAAAAUCGUCUACCCUGAUACUGAGGAAGAAGACCUUCAAGAAAAAACUGCAGAAAUAGCACUUGUUACGACAGAAAGAAACAAAUAUAGUGUGUCUAUUAUAUCAGAUGAAAGUCCGAAAGAUAAUACCGAGCAGAGCCCCGAAAAUAUUAAGGAAGCUGUAUUAUUAAAUGAAAUGGAGGAUAAGUAUAGACAAUCUGAAAAGGAAAAUGAAAACGGAAUAGAAGGAACACGAAGAUUUGUUGCACCGAAAAGUGUAGGUGAAACACUAGUGGUUGGUACAACAAAUGGACUUAAACUCGCAGCAAGUAUAGUAGGGUUACUGAUUGUUAGCCUCGCUGUCAUAGAAAUGCUGAAUAAAACUGUGGAAUGGUUUGGUGACAGAGUCAACAUUGACAUUACAUUAAAUCUUAUUUUGUCUUAUCUGUUUUACCCAUUGGUGUAUAUUAUGGGAGUUGAAAGUGAUGACUGCCUACGAGCUGGUGAAUUCCUCGGGCUUCGCACAUUAUCGAGUCCUGUGAUUCCGUACAUUUACCUUGGACGGAUUAUCUACAAUCGACAGCGUUUAGACGCUUACACAGCUGCGUUCAAUGAAACAUUUACUUAUGACAGGCAAAGCGACAUUUUCCUUCCGAAUUGGAACAUGACUUUGACUGGAGGCAUUUUCUCGGAAAGGUCAGAGGUCAUAGUGACGUACGCUUUGUGUGGUUUUGCAUCAAUUCCGACAAUUGGAAUAACAUUCGGUCUAGUUACGGCAUUCAUCCCUCACCGACUUCCGGAGGUAACCAAGCUCGGGUUUAGGUUACUUGCGGCUGGAACAGUGGCUAGUUAUCUCACUGCAUGUGUAGCAGGUGUAUUGUCCUAGAAGAUAUGUUGUCUACACAAUGAAGACUUCUAUAUGUUUCAAUACUUACUGUUAAAACACCCUGAGAACAGCUUUAAAUUUACACUCAAAGUGUCUGUAACAUUCACUAUGGUAAAACAGUAGUUUUAUUCUAAUACAUAUGUGUGUGUAAUUAUAUAUAUAUAUUUUUUUAAACUAAAUAUAUAAUGUAUUUUAUUCGAGACGAACAUCAAGUUGUUGAAGUAUGUAUGAAGUGUGUAUGAAAAUUAUACAAAAAAGAAAACAGAGAAAAAGAUACUUCUCCAGUUUCCUAUAGGACUGUCUUAAACUACUGACUACUGACUGAAAUAAAUCAGCUUAAGCUAAGACAUUAAUCUGAUACGUUUGUUUUUGUUCAGCAAAUCGAACCUAUCUGACAGACCUUUCUUGUUUUGAUAUGUUCAAAUUGAUCACAUAUAUUAUUUACUUAAUGCGUUAUUUCAAGUUUUGGUGUAUAAAUGAAAAAAUAUUGGUAUGGCAAAUUGUAGGAAACAUCUUUCUCAUUAACAUUUUUGUUGUACAUUUUUUUUUAUACUAGUUUCACUGUAUGUACAUAUACUAUGGCCUAAUGGCCUAUGCAUUCCCCACGGAAACUAGAGGUCAAACGUUCGAAUUCUACUGGAUUCAUUCCGAUGUGACCUGUUGAUGACCCGCACGCUUGGUCAAGAAUGGUAAUCGAGUACAAAUGUAACUUCCUUCUUUUUUUGUUUUUGCUUGACAUUAGAAAGGAAAGGCAAGUAUGCCUCGUAAUCCAAAAACGACUGUUCCAUUUAAAAGGGAGACACUAAGAUAAACAGGCAUGUGCCCUUAACUUUUUAUAUACUAAUUUUAUAUUUUGCAUGUAAUGAGGUGAUUAUUUCUUCCAGAGAAAUGAGAUAGUGCAGAAAAUGUGAUGAUGUUUAAGAGACGUCUUAGUCAACAUUUUUAAAUACUUUUGUUCAGUGCAUUUACACAGCAAUCGAGUUGUGCUGGGUAUAUCGAAAUGCAAGACUUAGUUCAUAGUUUCUUGAGAUUAAAAGAAAGAUACAGAAUUAUUACUCCAAAUAUGGUUUAACUUUGAAUAUUUUUCAAUUCCUUUCUGUAAAAGAACAGAUAUGCUGUUGAUAAUAUACGAAGUUUAUUUUAGGUCAAUAUUUGUUUAUACUCGUUGUCUAUUCUAACUGGGUCCUUUUGACUACAAUCGCAAUUUUCAUUAUUCUGCUUUGGAGCCAAUGGGAUGUCAUACAUACCGUUGAACAUUAGAUUUGAUAAAAGAAACAUUUCUGACCAGUUUUUGCCUUUUCUUAUAACGGAUCUUACGGAUUUUACCAUAAAUGAAAUGAAUUGUAAAGAAUAUAAGCCAAUUACUUAACUCUUUCGACUACACUAUGACGAACCUGUGUGGCAAAGGGUUUGUCUAUGUAAAAUGUUAUAUAUAGUUCACAAGUGUUCGUGAACAUUACUAUGCUUUAUGAGUGUGUCUCCGAUUUGUGUUCCCUAUUACAGUUAUAAAUGUUAUAUAAUUUACCCGCUUGUUUGACAUUUUUAUUCUGUAAUUGCCAUUGCUUUGUAAUCAGACGUCAUUUUAACAUUUAAACAUUUUAAUAAG
Mercenaria mercenaria is the source of this 2797-nucleotide messenger RNA. RefSeq names its product sodium/nucleoside cotransporter 2-like. The coding region runs from base 178 to 1191 and encodes 337 amino acids. The record is from RefSeq and is a predicted model, not a curated record. Gene Ontology annotation, biological process: nucleoside transmembrane transport. Gene Ontology annotation, cellular component: membrane. Gene Ontology annotation, molecular function: nucleoside:sodium symporter activity. Lineage: Eukaryota; Metazoa; Mollusca; Bivalvia; Venerida; Veneridae. The transcript is spliced from 7 exons.